Oryzias melastigma (Indian medaka) is the source of this 7754-nucleotide messenger RNA. It is a transcript of the gene usp19, whose product is annotated as ubiquitin specific peptidase 19. The transcript has 26 exons. Gene Ontology annotation, molecular function: cysteine-type deubiquitinase activity. The record is from RefSeq and is a predicted model, not a curated record. Gene Ontology annotation, biological process: protein deubiquitination. Bases 513 to 5060 code for a protein of 1515 amino acids. Lineage: Eukaryota; Metazoa; Chordata; Actinopteri; Beloniformes; Adrianichthyidae.
GGAGGUGUUCUGAUCACGUGAUCGCGCCACCAGGAAGUAGCUUCGGUUCAUGUCGGGUCCGUCCGGGCAGCGGGACAACAAAGUCGUCUUACUCUGCAGAGGCCGAAUGACACCCGCGGAUUAAACCAGGUCCUCACAUCGUGUGUUUCUGAAUAAACAGCGGCAGAAAUUCCCGUUUAGCUCACGGAAAUGGGCCCCGGUUAAAUGUAGAAUAUUCUAGAAACACCGCGGACUGCGGGGGUUUCCAGUCCGGCCAAGGUGCGAAGCGGCCCGUGGCCGUGAAGCCAAGCAGCAACCGGACGAGGAGCAACGAAGGCGUCCGCUAUUGUGUGUCCAGCGGAGUUAUUACCCUAUCCCAUCUCUUUGCUUCCUGAUUCAAUUCUGGGAGAGGUCACACCAGUAUCAUCGCCAAGAUAGCCGGCCCAGGCAGGAAGAGGCACACCUCAGAUCCAGACCCCAGCAGUGGUAGUGAUUCCAGCGACGGGCGGCCGGUGAGUGCCAAGUGCCAGAAGAUGGCCAGCAGUGGAGGAGGUGGGGAUGGCCAUCGUGUUGGGGCUCAGCAGAGAGGAGGCAGCGGCUCGGACGUGUCCUCCAGCAAGAAGAAGCAGAAGGACAGGGCCAACCAGGAGAGCAGAGAGGCCAAAAGAGCGGCGGCGGACGGAGUUCUUGCAGAGGUCAAAAAAGACGUGUUCGUAGACUGGAAGCAGAACGAUAACGAGGUGACGGUGAGGCUGCGCUGCGGAGACGGCGUGCAGAGAGUCAACGACAUCAACACCAAUUUCACCGACACCAACUGUAAUGUUUCUUUCCCCGACGGACGUGAGUGGAGCUGCCAGCUGCAGGAGGAAAUCGAGGCCUCGUGCAGCAGAGUCCAGUACAAGGAGAAGGGGGGUUUCCUGCACCUCAUCAUGCACAAGAAGAUCCCUUUUCACAUCUGGCCUUCUCUGAAGUCAAACAAGAAAGAGAAGCAGGCAGCAGCUCCAGUGACCAAGAAGGAGAUGAAAUCUGUUUCUUCAGAUUCAUCAGAGAAACUCAAACUGUCGUCGCUGCAGCCCCACCCCCCAUCAUCCCCUUCACACAGCGAGUCGAGGCGCAGUAAAGCCGAGCGCGGUCUUAAGCGGUGCUUGAAAAACAAACCCUGUGACAAGGCCCCCGCUGACCUCUCCGGAGUAAAAGACGGAGCUUCAGAAACGAGCACCCGGCCCGCCGCUGCCGUCACGCCGGCGGAGCCGCAGCCUCUGGAGCCCAGCACCAAGAGGCCCAUCGUACGGCUGCCCAAGACCACUAAAGGGGAAGAAAAGUCUGCAGCAGUGAACGGCGGUAAAACCACUAACAGUCGGAGUCCACAGACUCCACGCAAAGACAGAAACAGAGCGGAGGAACUCGUCAGCGCUCAGGAGGUCGGACCUGAAGAGUCCGCUGCCAACAAAGUCCAGCCGGUGGAAAAGAGAAACCAGGCAUUAGACGGAUCCGGAGCAAAAGCACAUGUUAAAGAGGAACAUUCAGCAGCUGCUGUGAGCACCAACCACUGCCUCAAACCCGCCUGCUUCAACAAAGAAGCAGACUCCGCCUCCAAAAAGCAGAGGGAGCGUACAAACUCUGAGGUGGAGGUGAAACCCGCCGAGCUGAAAUCGGAGCCGGGCCCGGUGAUCCAGCAGGCGACAGAGGCACUCCCGAGGCAGAACCAGGCGGCUGGUCUGAUCCCGAACAGCUGUGAUGGAGAAGAGAAGCGGGACCGGCCGAAGGAAGAGCCUCCUCUGGAAAUCAGUCCGCUGGAAGCUCCGGAGCCGAUGGUUAACCUGCAGUCUUUAAAGAACGACUCGUACGAGAAGGGCACCGAUCUGAUGGUGGUCAAUGUCUAUAUCAAAGGCGUUUGCAGGGACACUGCCAGAGUCAUCUUCAGAGAGCAGGACUUUACCCUCAUCUUCCAGACAAGUGACGUGAACUUUCUGCGUCUUCAUUCGGACUGCGGACCCAACUCUGUCUUCAAGUGGCAAGUCAAACUCAGGAACCUGAUCCAGCCCGAGCAGUGCACUUACUCCUUCACGCCGUCCCGACUGGACAUCACCCUGAAGAAGAGGCACAGCCAGCGCUGGGAGGGGCUCCUGGCUCCAACCUCACAAGGUGCAGUGGGUGGUGCUAAGGUGGCUGUGGCCUCCAGUCCCGCCUGCAUGGAUAAAAGCCAGCCCGGCAGCAGCCAGCACAGCCUCCCUGCCAAAGAGGAACCCCCGAGAGUCGGGGAGGAGACGCCCAAGGCCCCCAAGGCCUCCAACAGGGGAGUGGAGGGAGGAGCUCUGGAUAGCGUUGCUCCUCGCUCCGUCUCUGAGCACGUCGCCAUCACCAAGUCUGAGCCCGUGGUUACCACAGUGAGUGUGACGCCUAAGCCCACCUGCAUGGUCCAGCCCAUGACCCACAGCCUUCCCGCCAGCAUUGAGCGCCACGAAGAGGAGGAGGAGAAGAAGGUGUGCCUCCCUGGUUUCACGGGACUGGUCAACCUUGGCAACACAUGCUUCAUGAACAGCGUGAUCCAGUCCCUGUCGAACACCAGAGAACUCAGGGAUUACUUUCACGACCGAGGGUUUGAGGCCGAGAUCAACUGCAGCAACCCUUUGGGGACGGGAGGCAGGCUCGCCAUCGGCUUCGCCGUGCUGCUCAGGGCUCUGUGGAAAGGGACGCAUCACGCCUUCCAGCCUUCAAAGCUGAAGGCAAUCGUAGCCAGUAAAGCCAGUCAGUUCACGGGUUACGCUCAGCACGACGCGCAGGAGUUCAUGGCGUUCCUACUGGACGGACUGCACGAAGACCUGAACCGCAUCCAGAACAAACCAUACACGGAGACGGUGGACUCUGACGGACGGCUGGAUGAGGUGGUGGCAGAGGAGGCGUGGCAAAGGCACAAGAUGAGAAAUGACUCCUUCAUUGUGGACCUCUUCCAAGGCCAGUUUAAAUCCAAACUUGUGUGUCCCAUGUGUUCAAAGGUUUCCAUCACCUUUGACCCCUUCCUGUACCUGCCUGUGCCCCUUCCCCAAAAGCAAAAGGUGCUCUCUGUUUUCUUCUUCGCUAAGGAACCUCAUAAAAAGCCCAUCAAGUUUUUGGUGAGUGUGAGCAAAGAGAACUCCAGCACAGCCGAGGUGCUGGAAUCCAUCUCCAGGAGCGUGAGGGUCAAACCCGAGAACCUCAGAAUAGCAGAGGUGAGCAAGAACCGCUUCCAGCGCGUUUUCCUGCCGUCUCAGUCUUUAGACACCGUGUCGCCCUCAGACAUGUUGUUCUGCUUUGAGCUGCUCUCCAAAGAUCUCGCCAAAGAGAGGGUGCUGUUGAUCAAGGUGCACCAGAAACUUCAGGUUCCCAACAUUCCCAUCUCAAAGUGCGCCGCCUGCCUGAAGCCUCCGGUGUCUGAAGACGACAAGCUGAAGCGCUGCAUGCGCUGCUAUCGAGUGGGCUACUGUAAUCAAGUGUGUCAGAAGACGCACUGGCCCAGUCACAAGGGUCUGUGUCGACCCAACUCGGAGAAUGUGGGUCUGCCCUUCAUGGUCAGCGUGCCGGAGUCUCGGCUCUCCUACGCCAGGCUGGCCCAACUGCUGGAAGGUUACUCCAGGUUUUCAGUAAACGUGUUCCAGCCUCCUUUCCAGUCGGGCAGGACGUCUCCUGAGACUCCCCAGUCUCGGGUUGACCUGCCACCGAUGCCGGCGUGCUCUCCUGAGGCUGCUGGUUCUGGGGAUGAAGCCGUGGGCGGCAGCAGUUUGACGGGAGCGGGAGAUCUGGAGCCGGAUGGCAAAUCCCCGCCACCUCGGUCUCUGGCAGAACUCGCUCAGGCCUCUUCGAUCCACCCGGAGGUGUCGGACUCCCUGUCCUCCUCCCGGACUAAAGAUUCAGGCUUCUCAGAGUCCAUCUCCUCCACCUCCUGCUGUUCCCUCGACCCCCACGCUGAAAAGGAGACGUCCUGUGAGAAGACGGUGCGACCAGAAGCUGCAGUAACGGGGUAUCAGCAUUCGAGUGAAUCGGCGUCCGGUCACGCCAGUCAGUUCUACAUCGCACUGCUGGACUCCAACAACAAGGAGCAGAGGCUCGAUGAGAAAGAGGACGCCCUGGCAGAUCUCCCUGAAGACGCCACGGUGGAGCUGGUGUGGAAAAACAACGAGCGUCUCAAGGAGUACGUGCUGGUGAGCUCCAAGGAGCUGGAGUACGAGGAGGACCCGGGCUCGCUCAGCGAGACGGCUAGAGCGGGACACUUCACCCUGGAGCAGUGCCUGAACCUCUUCACCAAGCCGGAGGUGCUGGCGCCAGAGGAGGCCUGGUACUGUCCCAAAUGCCAGCAGCACCGUGAAGCUUCAAAGCAGCUGCUUCUGUGGCGUCUGCCCAACGUCCUGAUCAUCCAGCUCAAACGUUUCUCCUUCAGAAGCUUCAUCUGGAGGGACAAGAUCAACGACAUGGUCGACUUCCCUGUCAGAAAUUUAGAUUUGAGCAAGUUCUGUAUCGGCCAGAAGGACGACAUGCAGCAGCCCCCCAUCUACGACCUGUAUGCCGUCAUUAACCACUACGGAGGGAUGAUCGGAGGUCACUACACAGCUUACGCUCGACUGCCGAGCGACAAGAACAGCCAGCGCAGUGAUGUUGGCUGGCGGCUGUUUGAUGACAGCACUGUGACCAUGGUGGAGGAGAGCCAGGUGGUGACGCGGUACGCCUACGUCCUGUUCUACCGGCGCCGGAACUCCCCCGUGGAGCGGCCGCCACGCUUCCUCAGACCUGUUGGAGCCGAUUCACCGUCUGCUGCGGGAGCCGCUGCCAGCCAGGCCUCUCUAAUAUGGCGGGAACUGGAGGAGGAGGAAGAGGAGGGGCUUGACGAAGAGCCCCGCGGCCUGUUCCGCUCCGUGCUGAGGCGGCAAAGGAACAGAGCUGAGGACUCCCGGACGGAGGGCCCGGGGCGGCGGCAGCACAGGAAGCGGAUGUCGGACCAUCCCGACGACGACUGCGUGCGAUAUUUCCUUCUGGGCACGCUCGCCGCCGUGCUCGCCGUCUUCGUUAACCUGGUGUACCCUUUUCUUUUCAAGGCCAAGUGGAGCUGAGCACAAAGCUGUCUGGAGUUUGAAGAUCUCACUUCUUGACAGCCUGCAGCUCUUCUAGCGUUAGCACAAAAUCUGACUGAAGGAAGCUCAUUAUAAACAUUUCUAUUUUCAAAUUAGUUCAUAAGUCAAUGAAUUUACGCUCAAAAUGUAUUUGUUUAUUAUAAAAAAAAGUCACAAACAUGUCCACUACACACACGUACACAGUGAUGCUUGUGUGUGUGGUUAGUGGCACAUCAGAAAAGCACAAGAGAUGCAAUAUAUAGUUCACCAGUGGUGGCGCUGCAGAGCCUAACGGCCUUAAUUUACCUCUGGGUGUGUCUGAACCCCGAAACAAGUCCGUCCUCUUUUUGUUCUCAUCAGGGGUCAAAGGGGAGGAGACAGCAGCGAGAAAAGCUGAAUUUGACUCCGCCUCUAUAACAUAAACCACAAGUCGUUGAGUCAAAUGUAGGAAUGUAGACGAUGAAAAUUGUCUGGUACCUGCGUCAUGCAAAACACCUCAACCCUUAUGACCAGAGCUUUAGCUUCAGCGUUGACAUUCUUUCAGUUACCUCCACGUUAAGUGUUGCUGUAAAGACGCUUUUUACACUAAUCAGUAAUCACAUGCCGAAGGGUUACGACAUUUCUGGUGUUAAAGGGUUAAAGUCCUUGACAACGUGAAAUGUCACAAAAGGAAAUAAAACCAGAAGUUUAGCGUAAGAUCAGUUUUUAAGAGUUUUCUGUAAAAAUGUAGCUUCUGCAGGAAACAAUGAAAACAUCUGGUUUAUUUCAAGCAUAGAUUGGGGACAAAACAAAAUAAAAUCCUAGAUUAAUGGCAUAAAAGUACAUUUAUUUGUUGGUUUAUGUCUUUGGCUGUGAAAGAUUUAAUUUAAGUAAGUUUCAUUUAUAUAACAAAGCAUAAACACAAAAACUUCAGAAGGUAAGAAUUUAAAAGACAAACCUUUGCAGGUUAAAAACAUAGAAGAUAAAACCUCACAAGCUGAGAUGCAUAAAAAACAAGAGCAAAUACCACAUAAAACAAUCAUUACAAGCCACAUUAAAAACACAUUCAGUUAAAAUGCUUGGAAAAAUAAAAGGCUUUUAAAAGAGUGAACAGAGAACGGAGAGAGAGGGAGCUCAUUCCAGAACUCCAGAACUGUCAGCGAUAUAACACUCAGUCUUUGAACUAGUUUAAGUUUUCAACUCUUUAUGCAAUUAACUUCAUUACAACGAAUUCUGACGUAAAAAAAUAUUGUUAGAAUCAGCUCAUUUACGUUGAUUGCUUCAACACUACACUUGUUGCAAAUCAGUGCAAAGCUGCUCGUCUGAUUGAAUGACUGAAGAUUUGUCGACUGUGGAGCUAAAGCUCCAGAAAGGACACUUCAAUGCACCCACAGCUAAAAUAAACUUUCAAAAUGUUUGAAUUCUAGCCUUUUUUUCAAGAAAGUGAUCCUAGAAGAGAAAUCCGAUGGACUUUUAUCUAGUUAAACUAAAUGCUGGCCACCUCGUGGUCCUGCUGUUUACUCGUGUUUGCUGCUCCGCCCCUUUGUGAUCCCUACCUGUUAAAUUAAAAGCUUACAUGUUGGCUGAAACAUCACCAUGUGUGGCUCAGAGAAAGUUCUCAUCCAGCAGGAAGGAAGCGGUUUGUGUUUCCGGUUCCUGUUUGUCACGACCACUCUUUAUUGUUUUGCCUUAAAUCUGCAUUUUCCGUCCAGCUGUCAUCACCAGAGCUGCACACAAGCUCCAGAUGUUUGCCUCUUAAAGAUCCACUCCGAUCAUCCUCCAAUCUGUUUUCAAAUCAUUCAGUGGUUUUUAAUCAUGAUCAGGCUACAUGGUUUCUGCAGUUCAUUAGAACUUCACCUCUGAUUUGUGGGCGGGACUGUUGGCGCAGAGCAACCCCGCCCCCCUUCCUCUCCCUGUUGUGGAACAGGGACCUUAUAGCCCACCCAGCCUAUUUCUUUACAUCACAAUUCCACUGUUUUUCUAAUGACAUUUAAAUAAAGAAAUACUCAGAAAUGCAAUUCUAACAUUAAUUUUCUUCAUAAAAAGAUGUUAAAAACACCAGAAACAUCAUCAUGGGAGUGGGUCUUUAAGCAUUUUAAAGCCAUUAUAUGCAAACUGAUGUUUUGAAGUUUUGUCGAGGAAAUAUAAACAAUGACAAGUCUGUGUUUCUGAUGAAUUUGUUUCUGUAUUUUUGUGUUUCAUUGUAAUGUUUUGUUUUUUUUCCUUUUUGAAAUGAGAUUUUAUCCCCAGAAUGAUUCUUUUUCACAAGUUUAAAAGCUCGUCGAUGUAAUUUAUUUCCGUUCAGAUCAUUUGUAAAGUCUUGGCUCUCGUGAUGGAUUGUCAUGUGACCGUUUGGGAUCUCAGGGAAAUCUCUUCUGGUACAGAGGAAGUGUGAGCGGCCCGUCUUUGCCUUAAAUGUGUCCAACAACAGAGAGCACUUGUGUGUUGUGUGACUCGUCUCUGACUUAUGCAAUGAAGUUUAAAGAUGUAACCAUAGCAGCAGAGAGGUUUGAUGAAGAGAAUGAAGCGGAGAUGCUGCUAAACUGAAGGAGAACAUGUAUCAUCUGUGCAAUGUAAAUACUUCUGUUGUGCUUUCAUUUGUAGAUGCACAAAUACUGUAUUUAAGAACAAAUCUCUGGCAAUAAUUUCCGUCCACUUGAAUGCUGCUUUCAUAUCUAUAAAGAAGCAACAAUAAAAGUUCUUUAUGAGCUGAAA